Messenger RNA from Chelonia mydas (Green sea turtle), 2058 nucleotides. Its product is annotated as zinc transporter 1-like. Gene Ontology annotation, molecular function: zinc ion transmembrane transporter activity; calcium channel inhibitor activity. The transcript is spliced from 2 exons. Gene Ontology annotation, cellular component: endoplasmic reticulum; membrane; Golgi apparatus. Bases 225 to 1532 code for a protein of 435 amino acids. Gene Ontology annotation, biological process: intracellular zinc ion homeostasis; zinc ion transmembrane transport; detoxification of zinc ion. NCBI's taxonomy places the organism in Eukaryota, Metazoa, Chordata, Testudines, Cheloniidae. The record is from RefSeq and is a predicted model, not a curated record.
GGGUGCUGCCCCUUUAAGGAACCCCCAAGGACAACGGGACUGUGUGCACUGGCCACUCCGAGUGCAAACUCUUGGCGACAAGUGCAGAGCAGCAGGGGCAGGGACAGGAGCCCAGAGCGCAGAUAGGGAGAAGGCUGCUGGGACAGGGGUAGGGACGAGGCUGCCAGGGGAGUGGGUUGGGGUAGGGACAGGAGUCCAGAGGCUAGACAGGGACAAGAGCCCAUAUGGGGGCGGGCACUGCUGGGGUAGGGAUGGGGCUGCCCAGGCUGCCGAUGCAGAUGGAGCACCAGGGCUGGCUGGCAGGGCCAGGGCUGUGGGGGCACCAGGGCUGGCUAACCGCCCAGCUCUGUCUUGCCAUCGGCCUGUUCUUGGCAGAGGUGGUGGCCAGCCGGGUCACAGGCUCGCUGCUGGCUCUCUCCUGCUCACUCCAGACACUGGGGAUGGUGCUAGCGCUGGGGGUGGCUCUGCUAGACGGCCAGCUGACCUGCGGCGCACACCCUGAUUGCAGGAACACCUUUGGAUGGGUGCGGGCCCGAGUGGCAGGGACCCUGGUGUGUGGUGUGUUCCUGACAGCACUGUGCCUGGCCCUGCUGCCCAGAGCAUUGCACCGGGCAGGGCACCCCCAGGUGACAGAGCGGCCCCUGGCACUGGUGGGAGUCGGGGCUGCUGGGCUCCUCAUCCAUCUGGCUGGGGUGAGGCUGGAUGGGCAGCACCAUCCCUCUCGGGCGAAAAGUCACCACAGCAGCAGUGCCAGCACCAGCAGAGAGGGUGCAGCUACAGGCAGAUCUGCCCAGGAGACACAAGACCUGCUGGGGAACAGGCAGCCCUGGCUAGAGGACGGGUGCUUGCCUGCAGAGGAGUCUGGUGCCCGGUUGGCUCUCUGCCUUCGCCUCCUGUCUGCCUCCUUGGGCCCUGCCACUGUGCUGCUAUAUUCACUUGCCUUCCACCUGUUGUGGCCCGCAUGCGCGGAGCAAGUGGCCUGCCUGCCCCCCAGCAUUGGGACACCAUGCCGGCCCCUAGGCAGCCCUGCACCAGCCCUGGCAGAGCUGGGGACCUGCUGGCUGCUGUACCUGGACCCUGGGCUUUGUGUGGUUAUGGUGCUGGCCUUGAUCCUUUUGGCUGCCCCAUCCCUGUGGGGCUCUGCCCUGGUGCUGCUGCAGGCUGUGCCCGACCAUCUGGACCUUUGGCGACUUGAGUUGCAUCUGAGGGGCACGGAGGGGGUGGCAGCCCUGCGUGAGCUCCAUGUCUGGCAGCUGGACAGUGCCUACAACCUGGUGGCCACAGCCCAUGUCGGGUGCCUGGACACUGCCUCCUACGGGGCUGUGGCCAGGAGGAUCCAGCAGGUGUUCUGGGAGCAUGGGAUCCACACAGCCACGGUGCAGCCCGAGUUCGGUGCACUUCAGAGACCAUGCUGCAUGGCAGCAGGUGCGGGUGAUGGCUGCAUGGGGCAUGGUGAGGCCCCCAGGAAGAGGCACCCGUCACUCCCAUCCCCCAGCCCCACGGUGAUCCUGGAGUACGAGACCAUGGUGUGAGCCAUGGGAGCCACCUCUGAACUAGCACUUAAAAGCGGCACAUCCUGGAGCGAGCGGGGGCCAUGGCAGCAACUCCCCAUGAGCAGCGUCUGCUGCCCCCACUCCUCAGGCAGGUUGGGUGUUGAGAACUGUGCCAGCGCCCCCACCCCCUUGCCAUGCCACUGCUCUUUGCCUGCCCCAGGCCCAUGUGAGUUUCCCGGAGGGAGAAGCCAGGGGCAUGUGGGGGAGCAGUGGGGUGUUGGCAGCCCUGAAGACUGAACAUUAAAUGGGGAGCAGAAACCGGCCUCCAAGGAUCAGCAGCACUAUGGGGAUUUGGAACCUGCCGUGCUGCGGGACGGGGCUGCCUCCAGGACUCACCAAGUGCCAUGCUGCGGGACAGGGCUGCCCCUGGACUCAGCACUCAGGACAGGCCGUGGCACAGGAUGCGGCUCCCCACAGGACUCAGGACAGGAUAUGCCACAGGACGGGGCUGACGUGGGACUUCCCCUUUUAGAGCACUGCAAAUAAAGGGUACAGAGUUGCCUGC